CGUUAUCUCAGACCUGGGGGAAGGGAGGGAAAGGAAAAAUAUAGUGAGUUAGCGAGUGAGUGAGUGCGCGUACAUCGGGAUAGUUGCGACUAGGAAUGGCUCCAGCUGCAUAACGAACAAGGGGCCAGGUUAUGUUUAUCUUACAGAUGCGUACAGCGGCUUUUUGGAGGUGGAAACCGGUCAAUUCUAGAGGCUUGGAGCUGCGAGCUUGUGUCGAACCGGAUUUACUUGGAGCGUAGUGCGGGCUCGUUGCGCAGUCAUGCAGGAGCUGAUGUAAAGGGAUCUGGUUAUUUUCUACGCGCUUGGUUGCCAGGAAGUGCGCAUUGUGGGAUUUCUUUGAGUGAAAGUAAAAGGGGGAAAACAAAAAAAGGAAGCUCCGGACGAUGUGGCGGUAGUUAUGUUGGAUUUCCGUAUUUGUUGAGGUGGAUGGGGGAGGUAGGUAUCUGGAUAUGCUUAGAGUUGAAUGAGUGCCCCUUGAAUCAUUUUGGCAGUUCUGCCUCGAGAGAUUCACAGUCAAAGCAAAGCAAGAAGGUGUACCGAUCGACGAGGAGAGAGUGUCGGAGCGGGUGCUGCUAGUGGGGGAGAGCGAGCCGAAUGAGGUGAAGAGAAGGGCAAGAGGCAGAGUUUUAGUAGGAUCUGGAUAUUCGUUUUGUUCCGGGCUGUUGCUCUGAAAGGUCGCAAGGAGAGGGAACACGGCACCAGCAAGGUCGGUGAGCGGAGGUUAGAUAGACACGCCAGGAGAAUGCGAGUGUUUGUUUUGGCGGGCGAGGUCUGGAGUUAGGCAUAGUCAGAACAGGGGUAUCGUCCUUCAAGGAGGAAGGGUUAUUAGAUUCCCUGAGGGUAGGGAGGAGGUAAUUUCCAGCAUACAGGGAUGUAAGCCCAAAGCAGGAAAUUUGCGGGAGCUUUAAGGACUUGUCUUCUAAAGGGCGCAUGCUUCCUGAAUAAAGCAGAAGUUUGCACAACGAUUCAGGGUAGUUGAGGAGGUUCAGGAGUCUGAUUCAUUGUACACGCUAAGAAGCUGCCUGUAACAUUGGCCCUCUCUUACCUGACCGCCGGUAGCAACCAAGUUCUCGAGGUCUGGACCUUGCACGCGAAACAAUUUGGUUGACAAUACUGGAAGGCCUCGUGUAAUUCUUAACUGGAGAUGUUCGCCUUUUGGCGUUCGUCUUCGUCAAGAGUAUCUUUUAUCUGCCGCAUCGCAACUUUGGUGUUUGAGAUAGUCACCUAUCUUUAAACAGCAAGGUCAGCUUUCCUUUGUUAACAAUGGACUAUCACACAGCUAUGGACGCACGGGACUUGAGAUCUAGGAGCUGCGAAGGGUGUGGAGGGGUGCACUGCUCUCUUUUUCCCGCAAUGCCAAUGUCUGCAUCACUCGCAAACUGUGAUAUGGAGGCUCUUGUGCAGCCGUCCCCUGAGCAGGUCGAAGCUUAUGAGCUCUACUUGCAUCUACCUGAGCUCACUCGGCUAUGGCGGACGAAGCUUUAUCCGAUGUGGAAAAAUGAGAUCAUUGUAAGACCUGCUCUUCACAGUUUAGAACUCGUCUUUCGUAUGAUUUCAGUUGUUCUAUGCGACACGAGGCCAUACAUAGACCGCGACGAGUGGCUUCGGAGAUUGGAAUCACUAGCAAACUUGCAGUUGGAAAUUCUAUCUUGCAUCGUAGAAGGUGAUGAUAAAGCUCCUACAUCGAAGCUCUCUAGUAGCAGUAGCUACGUUGGAGCCGAGUCAGUGGUGUGGCACAAGUCUGGAUCACGGCCUGUUGUGAGCAGAGUGAGCAAAGAGAGCUUGCUGCCUCGUCUUGCAUCCUGGAGGACGGCGCAAAACGUUAGCACUCGGAUGCAUUUCGCCAUUGAAGGUCACCUUAUACGCGCACCAUUCACUCUGGGACUUGGCGAACUCAAUCUUUCUGGCAAGCCGGUGUUGGAGUAUGAUAAAAUUUGCACACCUCUAGAGGUUUAUGCCUGUAGACAAUCCAUGCCUGGACAUCCUGAGGAUCACACUCUUUCGACUGUACACCAAAUAAUGGAGGCAUGGUUGGAGGUAGCUUCUGGUUUGCUGCGGAACGUGGAAAUGAUGGUCAAGAAAGGGAACUUCGAAUCAGCUGCCAAGAGCUGCAGAAUCGUCGAGCGUGUGUGGAAGCUUCUCAUCUCCACUAUGGAUUUGCUCCAAAUAAUGGAUCCAGACGAUUUUAUGCGCUUAAAGGAGGAACUUGCGAUUUCCCAAGACGGAAAAGCUAUCAGCACUGAACACAUUGGUGGAGGUGCGUACUGUUUGCGGUCCUCGAGAUUACGACAAGUUACCAAGGAUUGCAAGGAGCUUAGGCACCUAGUUCCCAAGGUCGUCGGAGUUGAAGCUGAUCCCAAAGGUGGUCCAAGGCUUCAAGAGGCUGUAAUGGACUUACUUCACUCCCAUGGAAUGUGCGCUCAUAUAGUGCCGCCGUUCAAGCGCCCCAUGGCUUAUCACUCGUCCACAAUCCAUCUGCUUCAAGCUUUUCAGGCGGUUGAGGCGGCAAUUCGACAAUUCUACUUUUCAUAUCAGCAACUAGUGAUUGCUGUGAUGGGAAGUGGAGAGUACAAAGCCACAGCGCAGACAGAAAUAUCUGCUGCGGAUGCGUUAGCUCAGAUUUAUUUCGAGCCACCUUACUUCCCAAGUCUGGACGGUGCAAAGACGUUUCUCGGUAGUUACUGGCAUAAUAAUCCAGAACUUGAAGAAGGUGCUAUCAUGAGACAACUCAUGGUUGAGAAAGCCAUGCGUACAGGAAGCUUCAGCAAAGCCUCAAGUGUUGCAAAUAGUGACAGCGGCGACAAUAUUAAGAACGGCGCAGAUGAAGAGCGAACACAAAGGAAUAUGUCAGAAUCUAUAGAGAAGCAGUAUGUGAACGCUGCUCUUGCUUACAAAAAUCAUCACGUGUAUCAAGGAGCCAUGGGGGCUUGACAGUGCCGAAAUCAUUACUAUCAUGAAAUUGUUAGCUGUUCCUCUACAAAGACGGAGGAUGUUCUUAUAGUUGUAGUCAUACAUGGGAUGGUGAUAAUCCUCACUCUUAGGGUUGAUGCCUCGCCAUUCAAGAGGUGGAUGUUACCUUUAACCCUUCCUACCGCACAUACAUGCCCACAGACUUGUGGAAAAGGGGAUUGUGCCGAUGAUUAGUACUUCCCACCCUGGUGAUGUGGAUGAAAAACGCUAUGAAAUCCUAAAGAAUUGAAAGAGUAGAGAACUUGUCUUUGAUAGCUCUAGUUUAAUUAGGAAGACAGAUGGUCGGUAGUGAAGAUGCAUUGUCACGGGAUUUGAGUGUUACAGUACUCUCCUCUCAAGAAGACAUAGCUUGUCGUUUUGUUUGCUCAUCAUUGUGGUAGAAAUGUACAUCACAUUAUCAUGGCGUGUCGACCUUUUUGUGUAUAUUGGUCCUAGUGUAGCCAAUCUAUAAGAUUAUGGUGCCAAGCACAGACACUGAUCCUCAUAUUAUUUUUUUACUUAACUAAGAACUUUUUUCUGUUUUUUCUAACUCA
This is a messenger RNA of Physcomitrium patens, 3503 nucleotides long. RefSeq names its product nematode resistance protein-like HSPRO2. Gene Ontology annotation, biological process: defense response. Gene Ontology annotation, molecular function: metal ion binding; heme binding. The record is from RefSeq and is a predicted model, not a curated record. Lineage: Eukaryota; Viridiplantae; Streptophyta; Bryopsida; Funariales; Funariaceae.